AUGAACACAGGUACGGAAGGAUUGGAUGCGCACGGAGGUGUCGGUUCGAGAGCGCCGCUCCUGAAAGCUUCGAUAACGGGAGUGGUGACUCUGUCGUUUGUUACCGUGCUGCUAAGGUUCGUGGCGAGAGGAUGGAUCGUGAGGAAGGUUGCGAUGGACGACUGGCUUAUUGCGCUUGCUUGGGUACGGAUCACGAUUUAUGAAUGCCGGGGUUGGAGAGGGGAUGGGGGGAUUGUCGGUCGGUUGUUUUGGAGGGAUUGUUGCUGAUUUUUAUUUUUUAUUUUUAUUUUUUGAUCGUAUUUAGGUCCUAUCGUUUGCGAUGUCACUCACGAUAUGCUUAGGUAUGUUGCGUAUAAUUCUGAACCCAGGGGGUCUCGAUAUCAUGCUGUUGUUUUCUAACCCGAUCAUGAUUAGCUACAAGAUUCGGUCUCGGUGACCAUCGUGAACUUCCCCAAGAUGACCUCGCGGCCCCGCUGGGCAAGGUUCGUCGGUUUUAAUUUAAUUUAGUUUCCUUUUCCUCUGGACACGAACCGAGAUCUCUCUGACAUUUUUCGAUUCUGAAUCUAGGCUCGGUUCGCAUACACGCUACUCUAUGUAAGUCUUCUGAGACUUUGCCUUAUUACUCCUUUAUUUUUGCUACUGAGAGAUUAUUUGACUAAUAUUAGAUUCGUCUUAGAACCCUGCUCUCAUGGCGACGAAAACGUCGAUAUUGGUCUUUUACCUUGGGCUUUCGAAGAAUUACAAACUUUUGAGAAUCGCCAAUUGGACGACGUUGGCAGUCGUUAAUGUUGCUGGACUUAUCUUGACCUUGCUAAUUGCUUUUCAGUGCGAGCCUGUAAGUGCCCUAUUUGUUUUCGGCAUUCGGGGGCGUGUUGGGUGGAUUCUAUUGACAAUCGACGAUACCCAGGUCUCGGCAACAUUCCGAUCUUCUCUUCCUCCCUCGUUCAAAUGCAUACCGACAUAUACAAUGCUCUAUGCUUCUGGCCCCGUAAAUCUAAUAACCGAUCUGGCGAUACUCGUUCUACCAAUGCCGAUUUUGACUUCUUUGAGGUUGCCUAAGAAACAGAAGAUCAUACUGAUCGUGUUGUUUGCGGCUGGGGGGUUGUGAGUGAAUUGCUUUUAUCUUUUGUGGGGCUUGCCCCGAGUGGUGAGGGAGGGUUGACAUUUUUCGUGUUGAACAGCGUUACAGUAAUUGGUAUCGUAAGAAUUUAUUACUUCGAGAAGGCCGUUUCCACCGGCUUGCUGAACUGUGAGUCCCCUAGGAACUUCCUGAUAUGGCCUCGAUUAACUAAAAUAGGGGAUGGCUCACUAUCCUUCAUGUGGAGCUCAAUUGAAGUCAACGUUGGAAUAUUCUGUGCCUCAAUCCCCAUGAUAAAGCCGCUUGCUGCCAAAUUAUUCCCAAGCUGCAUCGGCGUCACGAGUGAUGGCUCCGCGACAGCGGGCUUGAUCCGCCCUUCUGCAGCCCCCACUGGCAGUAGUGCGGGCAGUCGGCCACCAGGGUUCUUCAAUCUUCCGGGGCCGAAGUGUGCCUUGGCGCUCGAUUUGCGAGAAUCUAUUCGGCCGGUGUGCCUGAUUACUGGGCUGUUCUUCAUUUGGGGGUUUGCAUAUGGCUUUGUGGAUACGCUGAAUAAGCGGUUUGAAAUGCUUAUUGACAUAAGUACCGAGCAGUACGUUGGUUUGCAUGCUGCUUAUUUUGGGUUCGUUCCUCUUCGCGGUGUCUCCCGGGCCUAAUUUCUGACGGAAGCAGGGCAUAUGCUAUCGCACCACAGCUGAUCGGUGGGCCGGUGCUUAAGAGAUACGGGUUUAAGGCUACAAUCAUAACUGGGUUGACUGCCUCCGGGUGUGGUUGUCUGGUUUUCUGGCCCAGCGGAGUGCUGCGAAGUUACGAGGGGUUUUGCACCUCGAUGUUUCUUGUGGGGAUGGGAUUGGCUACGUGGGUACUCCCCCGGCGAUCUCCCUUGGGUUAGGCUAACUCCUCCUCAGGAUUGAGUGUGCUGCGAACCUAUUCAUGAUCCUUUGCGGCCCUUCUGAAUAUAGUGAGAUACGAUUGAACCUGGUGCAGGGCGUGCAGCCAGUAGGAACCUUACUAGCGUCCAUCUUUGCGUCAGAAGUGCUGCCGGCAGUGGCGGAGAACCGGGAGGGAUCGCCAGCAGAAACUUGGCUCAUCGACGCCCAAUGGAUAUACCUCGCCUUCGGACUAUUCACUUUCAUAUUAGCAUUCGCAUUCUAUUACGCCGACAUCCCCGAAGUGAGGGACUCAGACUUUGAUCCCGAGCAAAGUAGGACCGACAACCCUCCCAAAUACCUCCUGACAAGUGAGUACGGCGUCGGUUUUGUCUGGGCAUUCCUGGCGCAGCUAUUCUACGUGGGGGCCCAGGAGGUGGUGAUGUCCUUCUCAAUCAUUUAUCUUGGCAAAAAAAUCUACGAAGGCUCCUCGCACAUCCGCACGGGGCAAGGCCUAUUCAUUGCCGGCCGCUUCAUCGCCGCGGCCUUGAUGUUCGCGGUGAAGCCUAGGUGGAUCCUCCUCGCCGCCCUCUGCGGCGGAGGGAUAUUCUCCGUCCUGGCAAUGACCGUCUCUGGCGGCCAAGUGCAUCUCGGCAUGCUACUGAUGGUCUGGCUCUUCGCAUCGUCCUGCUUCCCCACAAUCUUCGCAUUAUCCGUCCGCGGGCUGGGCGUAUACUCCAAGGAUGCCGCAAAGCACCAAAUCACGGCCGUCGGCGCGGGUGCGAUAUUCCCGGGAGUGUAUUACGCCGUGGUGCACAAUAAAGGCGGGGGCCCUUGGGCUGCCAAAUACGCCAUGUGUGUGCCGACGGCAUUGUUUGCUGGUGCCGCGACGUAUCCCAUCUACCUAUGUAUGAGGUCUAAAGAGCGGGAGCGGUUAAGGCGAGUGGAGAAGGGUACGCACCCGUCAGGCCCGUCUAAAAUGGGUGGGACGACGGCGGUGGAGAGCGAGCAUGUUGAAGUGCCGGGGGAUUGCUAGAAGAGAGUCCACCCGCUCAAUGUUUCGGUGUUCGAAUUUCUUCUCUUUCUUUUAUAUAUUUGAGUGGGGUUGGGUGUUGGGAGUUUGGCGUAUGGGUAUUCCACUUUAUCAUACUUCCCUUCCCUUCCCUCCCCCCCCCUCCCCAUCCCUGAAAGGUCAGGAGGGGGGAAUUUCUCGACCUUAAAAUAUCCCUUUCGUAGAAAUGGGAUUGUUCAUGUGCUGGUAAAAUAUAUGUAUUAUAUUAAAUUUUGUAGUAAAAGAAUAAAAUGCGACGCUGUGAAUGCUUAGCCCCGCUCGUUCGCACAAGUCCUCUAGAUACAGUACCGGUAGACAAGGGUCUACCUUCCCGCGCUCCCUGCACAAUCAAAGCGCUAGCCUGGCGUUUG
Molecule: messenger RNA, 3366 nt
Organism: Tuber aestivum (summer truffle)
Lineage: Eukaryota; Fungi; Ascomycota; Pezizomycetes; Pezizales; Tuberaceae
Source: the annotation of a GenBank genome assembly